AUGUACCAUUUCACGUUACCCAGAUCGAGACUGUGCCCCCAACAAUCAGGCAGCAAGGGCCAUGCAGAGAUGCCUGAGAUGAUAUUCUCAGACUCAGCCUCGUUGAUAGUUCUCCGGGAUGCAACCUCUUACCGUUCCGUCGCCUCGGAUGCGCUCUCCAAGCUGUCAUGGGUUUUUGGAUUCGACAAACAAUUGCGCGGCUCGACCGUCUAUGGCCGCGCCUGGCGCAACAACCUAAAGAAGUCCCGGGAAUGUGAAGAGGCUUCGAGGCUGAUUGUACCUCCACCCGAGGAACAGCAGCAGACAGGCGAGAGUCUCCGAGGCCGUGAAUUCAAUAUUAUCCUGCUAGGGAUAUCAGGAUGUUCGAAAACGACGCUGUUGAAGCAGAUGCUACAAAUAAUAUUCAGCAAUAUGUGCGAACUUGCUGGGGCUCUUGGAGACGAACUCGACUCCGAAGACGGCACGUUCUCGCCGCAGGUCCAGCCUUGCUCCGAGUUAUGGUCCGACGCAGAAUGGCGCGAAUGGCUGUCGAGAUCUCCAGACAGAAAUAUCCAGCUUUCCUAG
Messenger RNA from Chaetomium globosum CBS 148.51, 564 nucleotides. RefSeq lists its product as uncharacterized. NCBI's taxonomy places the organism in Eukaryota, Fungi, Ascomycota, Sordariomycetes, Sordariales, Chaetomiaceae. The transcript is spliced from 4 exons. The record is from RefSeq and is a predicted model, not a curated record. Bases 1 to 564 code for a protein of 187 amino acids.